AUGAAGUUCGACCGACGUCAGAAUCCACCUCAGCAGUUGGAUGGAGUUCUGGUUCCGACGGCGGCAGAGACUGGUGGCCGAAUUCGGCAAUUACAACAACAUGUGCCAAUGACAAUGCCUUCCAUCAAGUUCACGAAGAGAGUCGAUCAGACGUGCGACGAAAAUGUGCUCCUCUCCGACGCCGGACAAGUCGAGACCUCAAGAAAUAGAGCUGUGAACGGCUCGAUUACAAAGGAAGAACGGACAGACUGCCGCUGUGUUCUUCGACUGCACAAGCGGUUCCAGCCCGUCAAGCCGAGACAGCUUUGGUCAUACCCUUUUGGAUCCAGAAUAACCGUCAUGUUGAUCUCUUACAAGAUGCUCAUCCAUCCACCAUCCUCAACAAGAGGAUUCAUUCAAUAA
Molecule: messenger RNA, 402 nt
Organism: Peronospora belbahrii
Lineage: Eukaryota; Oomycota; Peronosporomycetes; Peronosporales; Peronosporaceae
Source: the annotation of a GenBank genome assembly